This is a messenger RNA of Arachis duranensis, 954 nucleotides long. RefSeq lists its product as uncharacterized. The record is from RefSeq and is a predicted model, not a curated record. NCBI's taxonomy places the organism in Eukaryota, Viridiplantae, Streptophyta, Magnoliopsida, Fabales, Fabaceae. The coding region runs from base 1 to 954 and encodes 317 amino acids. The transcript has a single exon.
AUGAAUCCGUCUGAGAUGCUACAUGGUCAACCUAUUCCUUCAAGAGGGGGUCCGUGGAGAGACAUUUGUCAGCUACAAAUUCGAGAGCCACAAAUCAGAGAGCAGAUGAUUAGAGGCUUGUCAAUGGAAGUGGGAAACGGUAGAACGAUCAGGUUCUGGGAAGAUGACUGUUUAAAUGGUGGUGUCUUGAAGGAUUUGUUCCCUAGACUCUUCUCGGUUUCAAACCUUAUAGGAUCUGUUAUAGGUGACUACGAGUUCUGGGAUGGGUUAGAGUGGAUAUGGAGCUUUCAGUGGAGGCGACAGUUGUUCCAAUGGGAGUUGGAACUCUUGAACCAACUCCAUGAGAGACUGCGUUUAGUUAAGCUAGUAACAGAGAGAGAGGAUAGGGUGGUUUGGAAAUUUGAUAGAACUGGUAUCUUCUCUACUAAAUCCUUUGUGCAGGUCAUGCAGGAUGCAGUCCUUCCGGAGGAAGUAACAAGCUAUAGCUUCACUAGUGCUAUUUGGAGGGGUUUCGUCCCACCAAGAGUCGAAUUAUUUUCUUGGUUUGUUCUGAUUGAGAGGGUGAAUACCAAAGAACGACUGUGCAGAUUAGGGGUCAUUAACCCGCUUGAUAAUCUAUGUGCCUUAUGCGGUAAGUCUAUUGAGUCUGCUUUUCAUCUGUUUCUUGGGUGUGAGGUCACAUGGCAGGUGUGGGGUGCUUGGCUUUAUGCUCUUGGACGAGAAUGGUCUGUCCCAGGUACACUAAAGCAACAUUUUGAGAGCUGGACGACUGUUGCACCACGAAAGGAUGAGAGAAAGAGGUGGUUGAUUGGAUUCUUUGCUGUAAUCUGGACAAUUUGGUUGGAAAGAAAUAAUCGGGUGUUCCAGAAUAAAGGAUUAGCAGUUCAGGAAAUCACUAAUAGGUCCUUUGUGUUUUCCAACGAGUGGAUUGGUGGGGCAUCCUUUGGUUGUUGA